AUGCACUGUGAGGGCUGCGCUAGAGGGAUCAAGCAUUCAGUGAAAGGAUUCCCGGGAUUGGAGGGAGUGAAGGUCGAGAAAGAGAGGAACGAAUUGCAUGUUUUGGGGAAAGUGGAUCCCCAAGAGCUUCGAAAUCAUGUGAUGGCCAAGACUCAUAAGUUGGUUGAGAUCGCCUCGUCGGGACGUGCGCCGAAGAGAACGGGGGCCAGCAGUUCGAAUAGAAAAGAGUUUGCGGCUUCAACUGCGGUGCUCAAGAUUACUACUAUGGACUGCUAUGGCUGUGCUCAACGAGUCAAGCAAGCUCUUCGACAAUAUAAAGGGGUUUAUCAGGUGAGCGUGGAUGCCGAUGCGGAAUUGGCGAGUGUAACAGGAACAAUGGACGUGGACUCACUGCCGGCGUACCUCAAGCAUAAGCACCAAAUUAACGCUGAGAUUGUUCAG
Molecule: messenger RNA, 441 nt
Organism: Phalaenopsis equestris
Lineage: Eukaryota; Viridiplantae; Streptophyta; Magnoliopsida; Asparagales; Orchidaceae
Product: heavy metal-associated isoprenylated plant protein 6-like
Exons: 4
Molecular function (GO): metal ion binding
Source: RefSeq, a predicted model, not a curated record